GCAGAACCCCCGCGCUCCGCCGCCUGGUCGCGGCCCCAAGCCGCCGCAGAUGAGCCGCUGUGAGAGACCGCUCACUGGGCAAGGGAGCGAGCAAAAGGCCUUCCCGGUUGGAGCGGCUGGAGGCUGUGUUGGUACCAAUGCUGUCUCCUUAGUCCCCUGCCUGUGCUCAUGGCACCAGGUCCCUGUUAUCCCCCUACGCUCCAGAGCCACACGAGCCGGUUCAGGCCCUGCAAGAACUUAUUCACGGAUCAAACCUAGUGUUGACUGCUUACUUGUGUUAACCAGUGGCCAAGUGGUAGGAGUAAGAAACAGAAAAAGACAGCUUCUGCACCAAAGAACUAACUGCCUUAAAAUUUACGGUACAUGCAGUAAAAGCAUGCUGUUCAGUAGAGGGGCUGGCUUCAUGGAAGACUAAUUGCAGGAGAUGACUGAAGCCUUAAUGACCAUUUGAAGUGACACUGAUACCGACGGUUAUCUAUCCGUGACAAGUUCUGCUUCCUCACAUGUUGAAGUUUGAACUUUAGAGAAGCACGCAGAGGCAAACAGGGUUUAGUUUAAAAAGGGGACUUCUCCCAGGAGGGAGAAGGGGACCAUUGCUGGUAUCCCAAGAAGUGAGGUGUUCUGCCCUUUUUAUAUGUCCUAGGCUGUCUUUGUUCUGCCCUCUUCUGUGUGACUGGGCCUAGGAAAUGCUGAAUGAGGUGACCAAAAGGUGGGAACAGGUGGGCUGAAGGGGGAAGGGCAGGAUAUAGCAGCCAAGGACGCAAUAAUUGCUGAAUUAAAAGUUGCAAGUGUCUGCCUAGUUUUGGUUGCUAUGCAUGGCAUAGUGUUUUUUUUUUUUUUUUCUUUCAUUUUACUAACCACCCUGUUAUUAAAGUAGUACAUGUUCAUUACAAAAAAUUUCAAUAGUACUAAAAAGUGGGAAACUUCUACUUCCACAACCCCAUUUACCAAGGAUAACCCUGUGAAUAUUCAUAUGUUUUUCCAGAAGUUUUCUGACAACAUAUUUUGGAAGCCAAGAUGGAUAGUGCUGGACUUGGAAGUUCAGAGACUUUGGUGCUAGUCUUGUUUUUGCCAGGAACAAGCUUUGUGAUUUAGGAUAUAAUUAAACUCUGCUUCUACCUUUGUAAAAGAGGGUGGAAGCCUGCUUUCCUAUUUUCUUUUAGGCUCUGCCUCUAGGAGGUGGUUUCUAUAUUUUGUGUCCUUUCCACUAAAUACAGUUUUGUAUAGUAAAAAUAAAUAUUGAUAAUGCUGACUGAUUUUCUUCUCUUAAAUACAGGAUGGCCUCUUUGCCAGAGGCAAACAUUAAAUAUGACAAAUAUCUAACAUUUUAAAGUAGUAAUUUUUUUUUUUUUUACAAUCAUAGACUUUUAGAACAAUGCUUAUCACCUCCAAUCUUUGCUUUCCUUCUCAUCCAGAACAGAACCCACGCUCUGUUGUUACAAUCACUCCAUCAAAGAGGCUGUCAGUUUCCUUGCUUCUUUUUACCUCUACUUAAGCUAACCAUGGUUAGGCAUAUUGUCACUGUGUCUCUGCCCAUUCAACUUACUAUUACUAGAGAAAAUCAUAACUCGACAGACACAUUUCACCUUAAAUUUAUAAUUAUUAACUUCAAAUGGGUACCCAGUCCAACUGCAUUUCCUAAGUAAUUCAUAUUCUCACUAUAGAAUGUAUCUUCAAAUCUGACCUUAUCCCUGAAUUCCAAAUGCAUAUAUUCUAUUUUCUUGACACAGCCACACAUGUAUGCUUCCUAGGCUUCCCAAACUGAACACACUCAUCCCUGGUUGAAUCUUGGCUCCAGGAAAACUUUAAAGAAAUGUAUAUCAGAGAAGAGUACUGUAUGUAAUAAUGAGUGUGACAAUUGUAAUGUGGUUAUGCUGGAGAAUGUCUUUUUUGAGGAGAUAGAUAUAAGUAUGUGAGGGGAAGUGGUUCAGCAAAAGAAAAAGCUCAAGCAGAUUUGGUGAAAUAUUAGCAACUAGUGAAUCUAGGUAAAGGGAUAUGGGUGUUCAUACAAUCCUAACAGUUUGUAGGUUUUAAUUUUUUUCAAAAUUAAGAAAAUGGGAGAAGCUAAAAACUUGAAACUACAUUAAUUAAAACUAAACUGCAUUAUCCGAAGUCUUGAUUUACCACCAUACGUAUACACUCACACCUCAACCUUCUCCUCAGAUCUUCCUGUCCCAUAAAACGGCAAUUUCAUUCUACCUGGAGCAUAGCCAGACAACUUGAAUUGUCCUAGAGUCUGCAUUUCUCUUGGAUCAUUCCACUUCAUCAGAAAAUCCUAUCUGCCAUACCCUCAACACUUCUCUCUGCUUUACUGCAGCCAUUCCUAAGCCCUGUCACUGCAGCCUAUUGUAUUGCAGGGGCCUCCUGCUGACCUCUGGUUCCACCUUUCCACUUACCCAGUGUGUACUACACAGAGCACCUCUGAUCUCCUCUCCUGCCUUUGUGAUUUUGUCUGCUACUUUCUCCCUCAUUCUUCUUUCUAUAUUAACACUAAACACACCCGACAUUUUGUUUCAUUUUUAUGUUGUCAUCCUUUCUAACUCCCAACCUUGGCAUAGAAGGUUCUCGAGAGCAAACUUGGCUACCUGUUGGGUUGGUGCCAUGUCUGGCACAGUAUUUGGCCUACAGUGGGCACUCAGUUAUUAGUUUAUUCCUUUCUCUUUCUUCCCUCUUCUUUCUACCUUGCCUCGUGUCAUUGAGAGAAUACAAGACAUUUCAUAAGAACUCCUUAAUUUUUCCUAUAGUCUUUCUGGUACUAAUUUCUAGUUUGUUUCCAUUAUGGUCACAACACACUUUUUAUGAUUUUGAUUGUUUGAAAUUUGUUAUGUUUUAAGGCCCAGGAUAUUUUCUGUCAAUGAAUUUGUUCCAUGAAUGCUUAAAAAAGUUGUGUGUUCUGCUGUUAGUAGGUGGGGUGUUCUGUAUGUGAGAGCCAGUUGGAGUGUGUAUCCUUGCUGAUUGUCUAUCUGGUAGUCCUGUCCAUUGCUGAGAAGUCAGUGUCCAAGUUGCAGCUGAAAUUGUGGACUUGGCUUUCUCCUUUCAGCCCUGUUAGUUUUGCUGCAGUAUCUUGAGGCCUAGUUGGAUACUUCUUUAUGGUGGCUUCAUCCUUUGUUAUGUAAUCUCCCUCCUUGUCUCUAGUCAUUUUCUUUGCUCUGAAGUCUACGUUCCUGCUUUUUCACCUGAUAAGCUCCUCAUCCAUUCGCGUGUCCCACGGAUCUUGGAAUAAAUUGGGUGCUCCGUGGGGAUCAGCUGUUGCGUUCCUUGGCCGCCUCCUGGCAACAGUGGGAGAGUGGGUGGUGGUGUCACAGUGGGGAAGGUGUAAGGGAGCAGUGACAGGGAGCCCUCCGGAGGUCCCCAAGGGCAACACGUGACCCAGAGUGGUCCCAGGGGAGGAGGCUGGGUGGGGGGCAGAAAGGCAGACCUUGUGCCUGGCCUGACACUGAUGGUGCCCGGUCACCACUUUCAGAAGGGAACCCUGGACAGAGGAGCCACAAGCCCAAGCCCAUCCUGGGGGGACACCCAGAGUGGCACGAGGAGGCACCGUGUCGCAGGCCCCGGGGGCAGUCAGGGUAGAGCUGUGGGUGCCUCCCCCAGAGUGGCUUGGGGGCUGCCGCUUGGUCCCUCCUCUGAAUGUCCCUGCCAGGGCCUGGCUCUUGCCCUGGUGAAGCUUUAUCCUCUCUAGGCCUUCGGCUGCUCAGGACUGUCCCUGUGAGCGUCCUGACCCAGGGACGGGCCCUUCAGCCUGCCACCCUGAGCUCCCCAGGGCUGCUGAGCAGGGAGCAGGACCACCUAUGGGUGGGGGAGCUGGGGCGCAGGUGUGGGCAGGGGAGGGUGUGUGGCCAGAGCCCCCAGCCCCCAGGAGUGCAGGGCUGGCUGGGAGGAGCCGUUUUCCGGGUCUAGUGUUUGGAGUGAACCUUUCAAUUCCCAUCCCUUCAACUCGGGGUGUUGGCUCUGUCCCCCUUUCUUUGUGAUCCCCGCGGGGUUUCCAUUUGACGUGGGUCAGAGAUCCCAGUCUGAAGUGAAUGGAGGGCAGCCUCACUUCCAUCCUGUACUAGAUGCAGACCCCCCCUCCCCCUGGGUCUCUGAUGUCACAGAGCCACCCGUGUGUUCCUGGUGGUUUGGUACCGCAGACCCUCCACUGAGUGUUUUCUUCUGAAUUGGUCCCUUCCCCGUGGACAAGAAAAGUGAGGCCAGCUUUUGUACUUGCCAGGAACUGGCCUUUCCAGAAACCCCUGUGUCUUCACCCAUCUCUGAGUCCCUGCCUAAGGUCCUUCAGUCCACCACCAGGGACUCCUGUCCUGAAGGGCAGGUGCAGGGGAGACCGAGUCCCUUGCCUUUGGUUUCCCAGGGCCGUGGUUUGAGGAGUGUGUUUCUCCAAAAGUGCUGAUGAAACUCCCCUCCCUUUGAGGGUGUGGUGUUGUGGUCCUUCAGGAGGGUGAGGCCCUGGGGCCCUGGCUUCCCAAGGGGAUGUGCGCCUCAGGGCUGGACCUCCUCUGGCCAGCAACUAGGCCCUGGUUCUACCCUCUGCACCACACAUGGUCGCGCUUGGUCUCAGGUGUGCUCAUGCACACACACACACACACACACACAGAAACACACAGAGACAGACACAGACACAGAGACAUGUCACUGUGGGCAAGGUGGUGACUGCCUUUCUACUUGUGGGUUGGGGAGGCCGAGCAGGGGCAUUGGCAGUUCAAGACCUGCCCAGGCCAGUGUGUGAGAUCCUUCGUCAAAGACACUAGAAAGGGCUGGGAAAGUGGCUCGGGAGUCGAGCGCUGGCCUCACAUGCGUGACCUUGGGGCCUCCAUGACUAUGACCAAGGAGGAUAGAAGGGAGGAGAGCAGGGAAAGGGACUGAAGGAGCCCAGUCCUCGGCCUUUCAGCCAUGUGGUGUGGGACACGGCUACAAGGUCCCUCGCUGGAAGGAGAGAGCGAGACCUCCCUGGACACCCGGCCUCCUGGUGCCUGACACGUGGACGCCUCAGGUCCCAGAGGGGGGAGCAGUCAGUCUGUGAGGUUCCCAAACAGCCAGCUCAGGCUCUAUGGACAGAGCAGGGGAAGGGACCUGGGUGACAGGGACGCCUCCAUCUCUCUGCACCCCAGGAAGGGCACCUCUGGCCCUAGGGUUCUCAGCUGGAAGGUUCGGUCUUCAUCGCUGGAAGGCGACCCACCGUCUCUCCUGUGGGCUGUAGGGAGGGUUUUGGUGAGUGACCUGAUAGGACCUUGUGUGGCAAUGAUGAGGCAGGCACCCUGCCCUGGCCCCCACACCCCACAGAGGUCGGGAACGUGGCCCUGGAUCUCAGGGGGCAGAGCGACCCGCACUAGCGUCCUGGCGUGAGGGGACUGCUACCACGCUCUGGACACCAGUCUGUCCGAGUUGGAGGAGACAGGCGCUGAAUGGCUCCAGAGGACCUGGGGUGGGGUCUUCACGGGGCGAAAGCCACGACAGAGUUGUGUACUGGCGAGGCACGGGCCCCGGGGCCUGGUCCAGCUCCUCCUUUCUCAGCAAGGAGAGGUCGGGGUCCCGAACACACGGGAGCACCGAGGUUCCACAGACCCUCCUUGUUCUGACCAGGAAGGUGGCCAAGGUCCCGGAGGCCCGAGUGGGAGAUGCCACCGUGGGCCACCCCCAUGUGUGAGUGGGCCACUCCUGGCUGUGACCUCACAGGGGCCAGCAUUGUGAGGCCCUUGAGCCAGCGGGGAUAUAAGGCCGGGUCGAGGCUGGCACCUUGUCCACAAGCACAGGAAGCUCUAGGCAGUGACCUGUGGGACUCCCAUAGUUAGCGCGUUUGGUGGUUGGUGGUUUGGUGGUUCUGGUUGCGGUCUCUGAUUUGGGGCUUUCUGUUGGGCUUUGUUGUGUUAGUUUUGCUUGUGUUCUUUGCUUUGUUUGUUGUGUUUGUUUUUAGCUAGCGGGCUUAGUGGGCGUGGGGCGGAGGAUGUCCAGAGAGAGCAGUGAGCGUAGUGUGGUGCGGAGGGUGUGUCGGGACCUCGCGGCCAGCUCCUCCUUGGAGGAAGCCCUCACGGGCCGCUAUGAGCCCUUGGGGGUCGUCGGGCAGGGCAGCUUUGCCAAGGUCUUCCUGGCCCGACACAUCCUGACGGGGACGAAGGUGGCCGUGAAAGUCCUGCGGAAGGGGGCGGGGGCCACCUUGUCCUGGGUCUUGUCGGAGCUGGACAUCAUGAAGGGCUUGGAGCACCCGCACGUGGUGCAGCUGCUGGAGAUCGUGGAGACCCCCGGCACUGCCUACGUGGUGAUGGAGCACAUGGCUGGGGGCCAGCUGGGCCAGCACAUCCCGGAGGUUGUGGGCCUGUGGGAGGACGAGGCCCGCAUGCUGUUCGGGCAGGUGGCCAGCGCCGUGGGCUACUGCCACGCGCAGGGCAUCGCGCACCGGGACGUGAAGGCGGACAACGUGCUGCUGGAUGCCGCGGGCCGCGCCAAGCUGUGCGACUUCGGCCUGGCCUGCAGGUUCAGGGCCGGAGAGAAGCUGGGCCUGCUCUGCGGCACCGUGGCCUACUGGGCCCCGGAGCUGCACCGGCGAGAGCCCUACGACGGCCCCGCGGUGGACGUCUGGAGCCUGGGUGUCCUCCUGAUCCUCAUGCUCACGGGCAGCGUCCCGUUCACCGGGGCCAGCUAUGAGCAGGCCAAGGAGCAGGUGCUGCAGGCCAGGUACCACCUCCCGUUCCACCUGUCCGACGAGGCGCAAAGCCUGGUGUCCUGGAUGCUGACCCUGGAGCCCGCGCACAGGCCCACGCUCCAGCAGAUCCUGGGGCACCCGUGGCUGAGCCAGGAUGGGGAACGCUGCCCGAGUCCUCCCGCCGAGCUGCUCCCCAAGCGCGCGGACACCUCCAUCCUGCUGGCCAUGCUGGACCUGGGCUACGGGCUGCAGGAGACCUGGGUGUCGGUGGCGACGCGCCAGUUCAACCAGGCCAUGGCCACCUACCUCCUGCUGGGCCACCAGAAAACCUGGGGGGCGGGCUGCCAGGUGCGGCUGCAGAUGCCUGGGUGGCCACAGGUGGGGCCUUGCCCGUCCCUAUGCAUCCCCUCCAACUUGACUCUGGGCCCAAGGUGGGGCGUCAGCAGGCCGGCCAUGCGCUCCUGGCCCCUCUCGGCCUGUGAGCAGCAGCAGCAGCAGCAGCAGCAGCAGCAGCAGCAGCAGCCUGAGGAGCUCAAGCCUUCAGGGCAGGUGGGCAGCAGGAGAGCCAGCCUGCCCGCCAUCAUGCUGUGCAGCCUGUCGGCCAGCGUCCCUGCUCCCGGCCCCACGGCCCCUCUGCCCGGGUCCUCCCAGGCCCUGGCACCGGAUCCCAGCUCCUCCUCCACCGCGCAACCCCCUGCUGGCUCCAGGACCCCUGGCCUGACCCGUGACACCGCCAGGGGAUGGAGGGGAGUGGUCCGGAGGAUGGCCACCUGUCUGGCGAGGCUGUGCUGCUGCGUGCAGGCCCCCAGGACCGGCUCCGGACGCUCCAACAGAGUGGCUCCCGCAGCUGGAGGGCCCGCGCCACCACCAGCACCCAGGGACCCCCCGGGACCUGCCCCCACCAGAGGUCAGGCCCUCAGAAGAUUCUUCAAAAACAGAGUGGCUCCCCGGCCAGCGCCCAGCUGAGACGCCCACGGAGCCAAACAGGUGGCCCGGGUUCUACCUCACGAGGGCCAGCUGCUGGAGCGAGAUGUGCAACCUGCCCUGGCCGCCGCCUCCCGGACCCCUCAGGCAGGAGGACACCCGAAGACACCCGGACACCAGUGGGCCCCUGCGCCCCACCCGGAUCCCACCUCAGGGACUUCUCCUUGGACACGUGCCCCGCCCUGCUCUCCUCUGCUCUCUCUCUCACCCUCUGGGGCAGAGAUGCUUCCCAAUAAGCUCCUCAUCCAUUCGCAUGUCCCACGGAUCUUGGAAUAAAUUGGGUGCUCCGUGGGGAUCA
Marmota monax (woodchuck) is the source of this 7913-nucleotide messenger RNA. Its product is annotated as sperm motility kinase 2B-like. Gene Ontology annotation, biological process: intracellular signal transduction; protein phosphorylation. The record is from RefSeq and is a predicted model, not a curated record. NCBI's taxonomy places the organism in Eukaryota, Metazoa, Chordata, Mammalia, Rodentia, Sciuridae. The coding region runs from base 5936 to 7597 and encodes 553 amino acids. Gene Ontology annotation, molecular function: protein serine/threonine kinase activity; ATP binding. Gene Ontology annotation, cellular component: cytoplasm. The transcript has 2 exons.